This is a messenger RNA of Miscanthus lutarioriparius, 1062 nucleotides long. NCBI's taxonomy places the organism in Eukaryota, Viridiplantae, Streptophyta, Magnoliopsida, Poales, Poaceae. The record is from the annotation of a GenBank genome assembly.
AUGGCGCCAACACCACCUCACCUCGUGACUGUGCUGGAGCAGUUUCACGUCGCGCCGACACCGGCACCGGCGGCGGGGCAGCCACGAGCGCUACCGCUCACGUUCUUCGACCUCGUCUUCUGGUCCAUCCCGCCCGUGCAGCGUCUGUUCUUCUACGACAAUGCCAACCUCCUCGACGUCUCCGACUUCACGCUCGGCGAGCUGCCACGGUUUAGGAACUCCCUCGCCGCCGCGCUGCACCACUUCUAUCCGUUGGCGGGGAAGCUGACGUGCGAGGUCGCCGAGGGCGUAGCGCCACCGGAGCUAGUGUUCUCGGACGGCGACUCCGUCCCGCUAACCGUGGCCCAGGGUAUCCUCGCCGUCCAGAUUACGGUGUUCCCCCGUGCCGGCAUUUGCAUCGGCACGACGGUGCACCACGCCGUGGCCGACGGCGCCAGCUACACUCACUUCCUCAGCACGUGGGCUGCCGCCCACCGCCUCGGCCACAAGGGCAAUAGGGCGGUGGCGAUGGACAUGCCCCCGCUGUUCGACCGCGGCGUCGUGCGGGACGACGCCGGUCUCCGGGAGGCGUUCCUGCGCGACCAUCGAGCGCUCGGUACAGCCGGCGGCUACGAGCCCCUCGACGACUGGGACCUCAGUCGCCGCCCUGGCGUCGUGCUCGCCACGUUCCGGUUCACCGAGAAGCAGCUCCGCGCGCUCGAGAGGCACGCCGAGUCGGAGACCUCGACGCGGUGCUCACCCAACGCGCUGGCCUGCGGCGCCGCGUGGGCCGGCAUCGUGCACGCGCGUGGCAACGGCUGGGGCUUGGAAGGGGCUCCGGCACCCGACGCGCACUUCGGGUUCGUGACGGGUCCGAAGCUGGGCAUGUACGCGGGCACGGAUUUCGGUGGGGUGUGGGGCAGGCCGACGAAGGUGGAGAUCGCAUACGUGGAACGCACGGGCGCGUUGGCGCUGGCGGAGAGCUGCCGUGACGGGCACGGCGACAUCGAGGUCGGUCUGGCACUGCCGCGCGUCGAGAUGGAGGCGUUCCGUACAUUCUACCUCGACGGCUCGACCUGUUGA